This is a messenger RNA of Paraphaeosphaeria sporulosa, 423 nucleotides long. RefSeq lists its product as uncharacterized. The transcript has a single exon. The record is from RefSeq and is a predicted model, not a curated record. Bases 48 to 263 code for a protein of 71 amino acids. NCBI's taxonomy places the organism in Eukaryota, Fungi, Ascomycota, Dothideomycetes, Pleosporales, Didymosphaeriaceae.
AAGAAAAUGAGAUAUAGGAGAGACCAAUCGGCCAGCAGUAUCUGAUUAUGAUGAAGUUGGGAUCAAGCGCUACGAUGAAAGAUGUUCAACCUAAGAUCUUGUUACCCGUCAUGUACCUCGGCGCCCCAGGCCAGCAUCCCCGCCCCCUCAUCACCUCGACUACAACAAUUUUCGCUGCGGUUACCCGCAUCCGCAACUUUCGCCGCAUCUCGACUCCGUUAUCGCGCAUGAUUAGUUCAUCAUACGAUGCGGGCCGUUCCUAGUCAUGGCCGACCUCAUGGCCGACGUCAGUGUGGGCGAUACGUUGCGUAAGUAGGACGAGCCGAGGCUGUUUCUGUGGGUGGACCCUCUCUUGUCGACUUCAUCGCCCUAUAGUUUUUUUUGAUUGCCUGCUUCGAAAUCAACGGGGCGGACGAAGAGCGG